Molecule: messenger RNA, 1356 nt
Organism: Medicago truncatula (barrel medic)
Lineage: Eukaryota; Viridiplantae; Streptophyta; Magnoliopsida; Fabales; Fabaceae
Exons: 9
Coding region: 99-1145 (348 amino acids)
Molecular function (GO): hydrolase activity
Source: RefSeq, a predicted model, not a curated record
AAAGCUUAGCUUUGUUGAACUUAGAUUACAAGAGUUUUUUAUGUGAAUUUUAUGUGAUUUGGUGAGACCAUAAUUUCGUGCACAGAGAGUGUUAUUAUAUGUUGAGCACGUGUUAUCACGCGCCUACCUUAUAUUGGUUAAACCGUUGUAGGAGUUGGAAGCGCAAGCUUUGUUGCUCGAUUUCAAUGGCCGCCGCGUCUUCUUCUUCUUCUUCUUCUGUUCGAAUUGUUGUUGUCGGUGAUGUGCAUGACUGCUGGAACUUUCAACAAGAUUCCAAAGCACUUCAAUUCCUCCAGCCAGACUUGGUGCUCUUUACAGGUGAUUUUGGCGAGGAAAAUCUUGAAAUCGUUCGCAGUGUUGCAAAUAUUGAAUUUGCUAAAGCAGUUAUAUUAGGAAAUCAUGAUUCCUGGUUUACUAAGCGGUUUUCUGACAGUGAGAAGGAUAGAGUUCAGCUACAGCUAGAAUGCCUUGGCAAGGAGCAUGUGGCUUAUCAACGUUUAGAUUUACCUCUAAUAAAAGUAAGUGUCGUUGGUGGGCGGCCAUUUUCAUGUGGGGGUAAACCAUUAUUUCGAAAAAAGCUGCUGUUUGCAAGAUAUGGAGUUAAAGACAUGGAUCAGAGUGCCAAGAGAAUCCAGAAAGCUGCUAUUGGUACACCAGAGGAUCAUUUUCUGAUAUUACUUGCACAUAAUGGACCCACAGGCCUUGGUUCUGGUUCGAAUGAUAUAUGUGGAAAAGAUUGGGAAUUGGAUGGUGAUGGUGAUCAUGGUGACCCAGAUCUAGCAUACGCAAUAUCCUUGCUAAAAGAGAAUAAUCAGGUAUCUAUUCCUUUGGUUGUGUUCGGCCACAUGCACAAAGAGCUCGCACAUGCCAAGGGUUUUAGGAAAAUGAUUGUCAUUGGGGACGACAACGUCAUAUACUUGAAUGGGGCCAUUGUUCCUAGGGUCAAAAGUUUGAGCGACGAGGACAAGAGAAGCUUAAAGGUUGAAAGUCCUAUGUCCUCACUAGUGGCAGAAGGUACAGCAAGAGCCUUUACUUUAGUUGAGCUCUCAGAAGGAAGAGUUACCAGAGUUGCAGAAAGUUGGGUAUCUGUUAUUGAAGAUAGGACCACAUUAAAAGAAGAACAUAUAUUAUUCGAAGACAAUUAAGAAUCAAGAUCCUCAUCUUCUAAGUUGUCGUUUUUACUUACGGGACAUGGUAUUUAAUGCUUAGAUGAAAACAGUACGAGGUGACAUAUGCUUUGAUAUUAAUUCCUUAUAUAAAUGAAUAUAUUGUAGCUAAUGUUAAUAUAUGGUAAUAGACAUCAUAACAUCGGCUUUGAUACCAAUUCCUUAUCUAAGAUUUUGGUAGUAAUUCAUA